This is a messenger RNA of Paraglomus occultum, 987 nucleotides long. Lineage: Eukaryota; Fungi; Glomeromycota; Glomeromycetes; Paraglomerales; Paraglomeraceae. The record is from the annotation of a GenBank genome assembly.
AUGGCUGAUAGACUUGACGCGUUGGAAUCGUAUAUAAACGUUUCUGAUCUCGAUUCUACAGCGUUGGAUUCGUUCACCAGAUCCGAUCUCCAAAACAUGGAAACCUUUUUUGUACAAUUAUCUGGGGGUGUUUUGCCGUAUAUCGACGAUGCUGGCAUCACAGGAGGAUUAUCUAAUGCGGCUACACCCGAUUCAACUGGUUUCGAUGUGGGACUAUCAACUUUGGGUAGUGACAUGUUACCUUCAGAUUCGGUCAUUUAUCCUACGUUGGGAUACGCGAGUGAUGCCGUUUAUACGCCAGAGAGUUUACACGAAAGAGAUGAUGAGGAGACACCGAUUGUGCCAAGCACUCAUUUAAAUGAUGUAACGGUCAAUCCAAAUGAUCUUAAUGUUAACAAGGCAUAUUUGGCGGGUGGUCUGAUGAGCCCACCUGAAGAGACCCACGAGUAUGCGCCACAGGGACUUGAUGAACCAAACUUUAAUUCGUUAUAUCCGACAAUGACAAACAUUGACCUAUUCGACAGUACCGCUACGGCCGUUUCGGGCUCUGAAACAAUCCGAAUUAUGAAAAUGCCAAACCCAACGGUCGCUACAGAUGCUCAUGUGCAACACUACAUUACUAACAUGAUACUAGAGCAAAAACCCAACCCGGGAUCUCAAACGAAAGCAAAGGAAGGUGUUACGCCAACACCUAAAAGUCGUGGAGUUACAAACGUCAAGGUUGUUAACGUUGCCAAAGUUGAUGGUAAGGGUGAUACGAAGAAUAAUGACAUCGAUGCUUUGAGUUCAAAGAUUGCGAAAUUGGAUUUGGAAGACGAGAAGAAGGGCAGCCAUGAAAGGCAAUUGGAUGCAGAUAUUAGAAAGAAGCAUGCUGCUUUGAUUUAUGCGUUAUAUCAAAAGAUUCACAAAUUGUAUAUUGAAAUGGAGGAAAAAGAAAAGCUUGCGAUGAAUAAGGAAACCCGUGCAAGAGAGGUCUUUGUUGAAUAA